Molecule: messenger RNA, 2762 nt
Organism: Vigna unguiculata (cowpea)
Lineage: Eukaryota; Viridiplantae; Streptophyta; Magnoliopsida; Fabales; Fabaceae
Product: beta-galactosidase 13-like
Biological process (GO): carbohydrate metabolic process
Molecular function (GO): hydrolase activity, hydrolyzing O-glycosyl compounds; carbohydrate binding
Source: RefSeq, a predicted model, not a curated record
GGCACCUCUCUCUCUACCCGAGAAGGAGGAGCCCUGCAUUAGCUCGCUCAAAGCCUUCUUUCAAUCAUCGUACAAGAUUAAAUACAAAGAAUGGAACAAACCAAUAACAUGACUCGCACCCUUUUCCUCGUGGCCUUGCUUUCCACCAUUGUGGUUGCAACACAUGGGCAUGGUCGUCACAUGACUGCUCAUAAUGUCACUUAUGAUGGUAAGUCAUUGUUCAUCAAUGGAAGGCGCGAGCUGCUUUUUUCUGGUUCCAUCCACUACCCACGAAGCACACCAGAUAUGUGGCCUAUCCUUCUUGAUAAUGCAAGACGUGGAGGCAUAAAUGUCAUCCAAACCUACGUGUUUUGGAAUGCUCAUGAGCCCCAACAAGGACAGUUCAACUUUGAAGGUAAUUACGACUUAGUGAAGUUUAUUAAGCUUGUUCAAGAACAUGGAAUGUUUGUCACUCUCAGGGUUGGACCCUUCAUCCAAGCCGAGUGGAACCAUGGAGGACUUCCAUAUUGGCUUAAGGAGGUUCCUGACAUCAUAUUCCGCUGUGAUAAUGAGCCUUAUAAGCAACACAUGCAAGCAUUCGUGACAAAGAUUGUACAAAUGAUGAAAGAUGAGAAGCUCUUUGCACCCCAAGGAGGUCCCAUUGUCUUAGCACAGAUUGAGAAUGAGUACAACCACGUUCAACGUGCAUACGAAGAGAAGGGUGACAGCUAUGUCCAAUGGGCUGCAAACAUGGCAGUAGCAUUGAACGUUGGAGUUCCAUGGAUCAUGUGUAAGCAAACAGAUGCACCAGAUCCAGUGAUCAAUGCAUGCAAUGGAAGACAUUGUGGUGAUACCUUCUCGGGGCCAAACAAACCAUACAAACCAGUCAUAUGGACAGAGAACUGGACCGCUCAGUACAGAGUACAUGGAGAUCCACCAUCCCAAAGAUCUGCAGAAGAUAUUGCAUUUUCAGUUGCUCGCUUUUUCGCCAAGGGUGGAAACUUGGUUAACUACUACAUGUAUCAUGGAGGAACAAACUUUGGCAGAACCAGUUCUGAAUUUAGCACAACUCGUUAUUAUGACGAGGCACCUCUUGAUGAAUACGGUCUAGAAAGAGAACCAAAAUGGAGUCAUUUGAGGGAUGUCCAUAAAGCCGUGCUCCUUUGUAGGAAAGCUAUCCUUGGCGGCGAUCCCAAUGUUGAAAAGUUGAACGAAUUCCAUGAGAUUAGAACCUUUGAGAAGCUUGGAACAAACUUGUGUGUUGCUUUCAUCACUAAUAACCACACAACAGAUGCGACCACUAUUAACUUCAGAGGCACUAACUACUUUUUGCCUCCAUAUUCCAUUAGCAUCCUUCCUGACUGCAAGACCGUGGUCUACAACACGCAAAGUAUUGUUUCACAACAUAACUCAAGGAACUAUGAAAGGUCAACCACGGCAAACAAUUUCCAAUGGGAGAUGUUCAAUGAGGCCAUCCCAACAACCAAAAAAAUGGAUAUGUACCAAAACAAACCGCGGGAGCUUUUCACUUUGCUCAAGGACACCAGUGAUUAUGCUUGGUACACCACCAGCUUUGAGUUGGCUCCAGGAGACUUGCCAACAAAGCCUGGAGUUCUCCCUAUUAUUCAUAUUGAGAGUAACGGACACACAAUGGUUGCAUUUGUAAAUGGAGACCUCAUUGGAACUGCUCACGGAACUCAUGACAAAAAAACUUUUGAUUUCAACCGACCAGUACAACUUAGGGUUGGAACUAACUAUAUUUCUAUCCUAGCUGGCACAGUUGGAUUACCUGAUAGUGGAGCUUACAUGGAACAUAGAUACGCAGGACCCAAGCUCGUAUCCAUCAUAGCUCUCAACACAGGAACACUAGAUAUCACUACCAAUUUGUGGGGUCAUCGGGUUGGUCUCAAGGGUGAAGGCAUGAAAGUUUUUAGUGAUGAAGGAUCAAUAAGGGCAAAAUGGAAGCCACUCAGUCCAGUCCCACGUCCUCUCACCUGGUACAGGACAAGAUUUGUCACUCCUGAGGGAACAGGUCCAGUUGCCAUUAGGAUGACUGGAAUGGGCAAAGGAAUGAUGUGGAUCAACGGUAAAAGCAUUGGUCGUCACUGGAUGAGUUUCCUCUCCCCAAUUGGAAAGCCCACUCAAUCAGAGUUCCAUAUCCCAAGAUCGUUCCUCAACCCACAAGAUAACUUGCUUGUUAUAUUUGAAGAGGAACCAUUGGCUCCAAGACAGAUUGAGAUCUUGAACGUGAACAGAGACACAAUUUGCAGUUUCAUUGCAGAGAAUGACCCUCCCAAUGUGAACUCAUGGGUGUCCAGGAGAGGAAAUUUCCACCCUAUUGUGCCAUACCUUGGACCAAAAGCCUUAUUGGAAUGUGCUCCUGGGAAAAAGAUUACGACAGUUGAGUUUGCAAGCUUUGGCAAUCCAAGUGGUUCAUGUGGACAAUAUAUUUUAGGAACUUGCAAUGCUAUUGCUACAAAACAAAUUGUGGAACAAGAAUGUUUGGGCAAAGAAACUUGCUCGAUUACAUUAAAUCGUGCAAUUUUUAACCAAAAUGGUGCGGAUCCAUGUCCAGAAAUAUUGGUGAAAACUCUUGCAAUCCAAGUAAGGUGUUAUUAGAUCAACCAACCAAUGAAUUAAUUAAUGCACGUGGCUGGAAUUUUUUCAUUUUGGCUUAAAAGGAGUCCAGAAGCACAACUUAUAUGAUUGGAUUUUGGUGACAUGAAACAUAAAUUCAAUUAUUUCAUUAUUUGUUUCUUCUCACUACUUACAAUAAAAAUUCC